GCGAGAUGGACGAGGACGAUGAGGAGGACGAUGGCGAAGAGAGGACGGACGGCGAUGAGGAGGACGACGACGGCGACGGCAAGGAGCCGCGGCGGCGCUCGGUGUCCCGCCAGCGGCACGAGCCCGACGGCGUCGACCAGGAUGCGGAGCGCUGGGCAGCGGCGCGCUUUAGGCGGGCCAGCUGCCCCCCGGAGCUCCGGCGGGCGAGCAGCCCGAGCUGGAGGCGGGCGGACGCGGGCCUCGACCAGGACGGCGCAGCGCUGGCUCGAUGCCCGCUUCGGGCGGACGAGCUGCCUGGAAGGCCGGGCGAGAAGGAUCCGAGGCCGCGCCUGGGCCCGGAGGCGCUGGGCUUCCUGAGGCAGAUCCUGUGCAGCGGCGGGGCCGAGGGGGGCGGCGCGGCGGCGGCGGGGACCAAAUCUUCCUGUGCGGCCGCGGCCGAGCCGCCCGCGCGGGCGGCGCCAGGGCCCCACGGCCAGCCGGGCGGCGCCCCCGCGGCGGCGGCCGCCCAGGUGACGCAGAGCAGACGGCAUUGGGUCCAGGACGCCGUUUGCCAGACCGUCCCGGUGUGGGAGGAGCGCGACGCUUGCGUGAUUUGCUUGCAGGUCGCUGCCCAAGUGGCCAACGAUGCAGCCAAUGAGGCAGUCGACGCGGCAACUCACGAGGCACCCAAGCAGGCUGCCAACGAGGCAGCCAACAAGGAAGCAAACGAGGCAGCAAACGAGGCAAACACUGAGGCAGCCAACCAGGCAGCCAGCGAGGCAGCCAACAAGGCAGCAAACGAGGCAAGCAACGAGACAAGCAACGAGGCAGCCACCCGGGCAGCAUACGAGGCAGCAGCCGAUGCGAACAACGAGGCGGCCGACCCCACAGCAGAUUCGGCAGCCAACGGGGCAAUGCAAGGGGUGGCGGUGCCAGCCAUGCCCGGGGCGCCGAUGACCGCGGAGGAGACUCGCUUGGCCCAGGGGUGGUACACCAACGGCGACAUGGCGCCCAGUCACAUCGCGGCGAAUCAGCAGCGCGAGAAGUCUUCCAUCACCCGCCUCAUCAAGGACAACUUCCUGAAGAAGACCACUGGCCGUAAUAAUGUCCUCAGCGAGGCUCAAGUGGCCAUUCUCAUCAACCACCUGGAGAGGUUAAUCAAGAAGGCCAACGGAGAGUACCGGGUGACCUGGCACAUGCUGAAAACCAGUUCGCGGCGCAAGUCUUCGGAGGCCACCAUUGCGCGCAGGCUCCACGAGAAGGGGUACCGCUUCUACGCCAUGCGCCACAAGCCCCUGCUGACGGACGAGGACAUCCACGGCCGCCUCGAGUUCGGGGAGAAGUACCAGGGGAAGCCCAUGUCGUGGUGGCAGUCGCACGUGCACAUGCGCAUAGACGUGAAGUUCUUCCCCGUCCUGCUCGCGGGCAAGGCCCGUCGCCGCGUGGCCCAGUCGGGCACGCGGGGCGUCAUCCGCCGCCUGGGCGAGGGCCUGAACGCCAGCUGCGCGAAGGAGCCCAACCCGAAGUUGAAGCACAACACGGGCGCGAAGGGGGUGCACAUUUUGGCCGGCGUUGGCGACGGGGAGGCCGCGCGGGUCUACGAAGGCCCGAUUCUCAAGGCGCUGAAGGCGGAGUGCCCGGGGACGAAGCGCUUCCGCGCCCUCGGGGACGACGACCCGUCUGGCUUCGAGGCCAGCAAGAGCGUCGCCGCCAAGCAGCGCGCUGGCAUCCAGAUGUUCGAGAUCCCCGCCCACAGUCCGCAACUGAACGCGUGCGACUGCUGGCCGCGGCGGGAGCGCGAGACCCGCGCCGUUUUCAUCCGGCGCCUCAAACGCACGGCCAAGAGCAUUCCCUCGGACAUUGCGAGCAAGAGCGUCGGGGCCAUGAGUAAACGGUGCCAGCGCCUGGUGGCGGCCGAGGGCGGCCAGACCCAUGGGCCCCUCGAGUCCGCGCGCGCGGGCGCCCCG
Molecule: messenger RNA, 1946 nt
Organism: Prorocentrum cordatum
Lineage: Eukaryota; Dinophyceae; Prorocentrales; Prorocentraceae
Source: the annotation of a GenBank genome assembly